CACCGGUUUCGAUCGGAUGUAGUCUUCGUAACCGGAUGGUGUCUGUGUAAAGGAAGUUUUGUUUUGCGAGUUUUACGUCUGCCUCGACUGGCUGGGUGUUAAGUGAACGUACUUAAAAGAGCGCGGAAUGAUACCAGCGUGAACUGUGUUGAUGUUUACCGCUCUUGUAUUUUAGAGGAAGUGAAACCCGGAGCUGUCGGAAGCGCGGAACUCGAAGAAACCCGAGAACAGCUUGUUGCUAAGCUAAAGCUACACAGCUAGUUAGCAGCGGUUAGUCAUAGACUCGGUUCUGCGUAGUGUUUAGGGGUCCCACAGAGCUGACGAAGCCAUGGGGAACCGGGGCAUGGAAGACCUGAUUCCCCUCAUCAAUAAGCUUCAAGACGCUUUCAGCUCCAUUGGCCAGAGUUGCAACUUAGACCUUCCUCAAAUUGCUGUGGUUGGUGGACAGAGCGCCGGGAAAAGCUCCGUGCUGGAAAAUUUUGUUGGCAGGGAUUUCCUUCCACGUGGAUCAGGCAUUGUAACCCGCAGACCUCUUAUUUUGCAGCUGGUCAACAAUGUAGCAGAAUAUGCUGAAUUCCUGCACUGCAAAGGGAAGAAAUUUGUGGAUUUUGACGAAGUGCGAGCAGAAAUUGAGGCAGAGACCGACAGGAUAACAGGCUCCAACAAAGGCAUCUCUCCCGUUCCCAUCAACCUCAGGGUCUACUCUCCACAUGUGUUGAACCUGACCCUCAUUGACCUUCCUGGAAUGACCAAGGUUGCUGUUGGUGACCAGCCCGUGGAUAUUGAGCACCAGAUCAGAGAUAUGUUGCUGCAGUUCAUUACCAAGGAGAGUUGUUUGAUCUUGGCAGUCACCCCGGCCAACACUGACCUGGCCAACUCGGAUGCUCUGAAGAUCGCCAAGGAGGUUGACCCACAGGGUAUGCGUACUAUUGGUGUUAUAACAAAACUGGACCUGAUGGAUGAAGGGACAGAUGCAAAAGAUAUCCUUGAAAAUAAACUGCUGCCAUUGCGACGAGGUUAUAUUGGUGUGGUUAACCGCAGCCAGAAAGACAUUGAUGGGAAGAAGGACAUUCGUGCUGCACUGGCUGCAGAGAGGAAGUUCUUCUUGUCCCACCCUUCCUACAGACACAUAGCAGAGCGUAUGGGAACACCACACCUACAGAAGACGCUCAACCAGCAACUGACUAAUCACAUCAGAGAUACACUUCCUGGUUUGCGUAGUAAGCUGCAGAGUCAGCUCCUGUCCCUGGAGAAGGAAGUGGAGGAAUACAAAAACUUCCGUCCUGAUGACCCCACUCGCAAGACAAAGGCCUUACUACAGAUGGUGCAGCAGUUUGGUGUGGACUUUGAGAAAUGCAUUGAAGGCUCCGGGGACCAGGUGGACACCAACGAGCUAUCAGGUGGUGCAAAGAUCAAUCGCAUUUUCCAUGAACGCUUCCCAUUCGAACUUGUCAAGAUUGUGUUCGAUGAGAAGGAGUUAAGGCGAGAGAUCAGUCACGCCAUCAAGAACGUCCAUGGUGUCAGAACGGGGCUGUUCACUCCAGACCUGGCGUUCGAGGCCAUCGUCAAAAAGCAGAUCGUUAAACUGAAAACACCUUGUCUCAAAUGUAUCGAUCUGGUCAUUCAAGAGCUGAUCAACACAGUCAGGCAGGGCACCAACAAGCUCAAUUCUUACCCGAGACUAAGGGAGGAGACUGAGAGGAUUGUUACCACCCAUGUCAGAGAAAGAGAAGGGAAGACCAAGGACCAGGUUCUGCUGCUGAUUGACAUUGAGCUGUCCUACAUCAACACCAACCAUGAAGACUUCAUUGGCUUUGCCAACGCCCAGCAGAGGAACACAGCCGCCAACAAGAAGAGGGCUAUACCCAACCAGCUUGGCGGACUGGCAGAGGUCCAUGAAGAGAAGGUGAUCAGGAAGGGCUGGCUGACUAUCAACAUCAGCAUCAUGAAGGGAGGCUCCAAGGAGUACUGGUUUGUCCUGACUGCUGAGUCCCUGUCGUGGUACAAAGACGAGGAGGAAAAAGAGAAAAAGUACAUGUUGCCUUUGGACAACCUGAAACUCCGAGAUGUGGAGAAAGGCUUUAUGUCCACAAAGCACAUCUUUGCAAUCUUCAACACUGAGCAAAGGAACGUGUACAAGGAUCUUCGUCAGAUUGAGCUGGCCUGUGAUUCUCAGGAGGAUGUGGACAGCUGGAAGGCAUCCUUCCUCAGGGCUGGAGUUUAUCCAGAAAAGGAUCAGACCGAAGCUGAAGAGGCCGCCCCUGCAGACACUUUUUCAAUGGAUCCUCAGCUGGAGCGUCAGGUGGAAACCAUCCGCAACCUGGUCGAUUCCUACAUCAGCAUCGUUAACAAGUCCAUCAGAGACCUGGUUCCCAAGACCAUCAUGCAUCUCAUGAUCAAUAGUGCAAAGGAUUUCAUCCACUCUGAGCUGCUGGCCUACCUCUACUCCUCUGGAGAUCAGAACAGCCUGAUGGAGGAGUCAGCUGACCAGGCCCAGCGCAGGGAUGAGAUGCUGCGCAUGUAUCAUGCCCUCAAGGAGGCGCUGACCAUCAUUGGUGACAUCAGCGCCAACACCAUCUCAACGCCAGUACCUCCUCCUGUAAAUGACACCUGGAUGCAGGAAUCGAGCCCCACACCUCAGCGCAGGCCACCUCCUGCCACAGCCCCGCCGCCCAACCGUCCACCUGCUGUCAGGGGCCCAACACCAGGACCACCCAUGAACCCUUCCCCUGCCUUCGGAGUUCCACUCAACCCCUCCCCUGCGUUUGGUGCUCCACCCAUCCCCUCCCGCCCGGGCCAGCCCAUGAAUGCCUUCAACAGCAGCCAUGAUCCCUUCAGUGCUCCUCCUCAGAUCCCGUCCCGACCGGCCCGCGUCCCUCCAGGUGUACCCAGCCGAAGACCCCCCGGGGCUCCUUCCCACCGACCCACCAUAAUCCGCCCGGCUGAGCCCUCCCUGCUAGACUAGACCCGUGGCCAAUCUCGCCUCUGUGUGUGUUUGUGUGUGAAAAGGUGUGUGCGUGCGAGUGUAGAGCACACAAUUAGGUGGGGGCUGGAGGUGAGGGGCUGACUGAUGCCCCCUCGUGAUAACACCGAGUCGAGCAGUGUUUUUGAGCUGCUAAUAAGGUCUUUAUGAGGUUAAUCAAAAAGAAUGAAAGACGUCAAACAAAGCCCCGUAACCACUUCAUGAUGUCCGAUCGCUGGGAAAAAAAACAAUUGUAUGAUAUAAAAUCAGUUCCAGCCAAUCGGUGACAGGCACCAACAGUGUGUCCAUAUCAACCUGAGCUUUUUUUGUAUUCACUGCUUCAUCACAGGAGCUCAUGGGAAUUAAAUUAACAUGUAAAGGCUGUUGUUUCCUCUCUGCUGUCCUUUUACACUCUUCUUAAUCCCCACCCUGAUACCUGAUAAGAAAUCACUGUGUCCUUCACAAAACUAACUGGUUAGUUCUUUCCUCACCAGUGUUAUUUUAUUCAUGGGGAACUUGACGUAGCUUUAAAAAUUAAAUAGAAAAAAACAAAAAAAAACAAAGAAGGUGACAACAUGGAGAACUGACAGAGCAGCUUCAGCUUCCUCUCUGUAACAUACUCCAGGGUGACAAGAUGUCGACCGUUAAAACCCAAGCACUUCUUACAGACAGCUUUUUCUUUUUUAUCACAAGGACGAUCGCAGUCCAUACCCAAUAACACUAUGCACAGAAACCCCAGCACAGGCUGCUCGCUCCUGCUUGAAAGCUUCUGUCUCCACUAAGUGGUUGAAGCCUUAAAUUUAAAUCCCUUUAUUCUCAGAAAGACGCCUUCAGGUAGUGCUAAUUCAUUCCCGAAUACUGAGACGUCACUCAUCAGAAAUAAAAAAACGUAUCUGCGUUUGUCGUAAAAAGACAGAUUUGUGAUUUUUAUAAUGAUGGUAUUGGGGCUUUCACGUUUCUUCAUGGGCUCAGUUGUCAAUGAAAUAUUGUAUAUAGAUCUAUACUGGGUGGGCCGGGGGAAGGGUUAGCACUUGUAUCACAUUUAAUAGCAAAGAUAAUGGUGGAAAUAUAUUAUAAUCAAAGGCCAUCAUGUCAGAAUUCAACUGUAAGUGUGGUCAGAAGACGCGCUCACGCUGACUCUUCAUUAUUAGCUUUGGAUGUGGGGAAACGAGAGAUUCCUCUUCUCCUGAUUCAUUAUUUAUAACCUGGGCAUUUGUCAUUUCUUUUGAUGGAUUAGUUUUAUCAGUUGUGUGUAUCUCUAUGCUCCCCCAGGCACUUCAUACUUCUUUUUUCUAAUUUUAACUGUUGUUAAAUGAGAUUCAGCUACAGGGAUCACUGCUCCAUUACUAUCUCAACAAUGAUUUUGAUCUCGGCCACUAGAGGCUAACACUUCACAGUGGUGGAAGUGGGACUGAUGUUUCAGAGACGUUACGAGGUUUAAAAGGUGAAAAUACUCAGGCUGCCAGUGACGUUGACUCAUCGGGAUGUUUUUACGUUGUUUCCUUUUUUAUUUCUUUUUUUUUGGUUUGAUCAGUAGUUGUGGGAGUACAGAACUGGGAGUUGUGGUGUACAGAGCACAUCCUGUCUUGAGAUUCUGUCUAGACUUGUCCUUAUCUUCACCAAUAAGAACUGAAACUUAAAACAACCUCCAAAAUGACUUAAACUAAAUCUAAAAAAGAAGAAUAAAUUAAACUAAAUGACAAGAAAAAAAAAUUUCCAUCCACAGGUGUCUCCAGACAGAAUGUGUGAGUGUGUGUUCAUGAUUCUUUUCCUACAAGGUCUGGCUCACAAUGACAGUGGUACCGAAACAAAAUCAUGAAUAUUCCACUCUUUAGAAUGAUGACCUUUGACCUUUCACUUCCCCUACCCACCACAAUUUAUUAAAAAAAGAAAUUCUAAUCAGAGAUAUUAUUCAUACCUGUCACUGCAGCCUGGCCUUGACGUGAUCAGACUGUAAAUGCCAUGUAAUAUAGCAGGUUGUUCUCUCCCUUCCUUCCUCCUUUUCUUCACCCCUGUCUGUGCUGGUGGAAGUGGUUGAAAAGCAACCUGUGGGGGAAAAAAAAAAUCUUUUUUUUUUUCUUGUUGUUUUGCAAAUUCUUGUCAAGUGCCUCUGUAGCAAUUAAUUGAUCUAAAUAAACAAUAUGAACUAAUGGAAAAAAGGAGAAUAAAUAAAGAGGUGUUGUGUACUAUAAA
Messenger RNA from Cynoglossus semilaevis (tongue sole), 5155 nucleotides. RefSeq names its product dynamin 2a (gene dnm2a). Gene Ontology annotation, molecular function: GTP binding; GTPase activity; microtubule binding. Gene Ontology annotation, biological process: synaptic vesicle budding from presynaptic endocytic zone membrane; receptor internalization. The transcript has 21 exons. Gene Ontology annotation, cellular component: cytoplasm; synapse; microtubule. Bases 329 to 2965 code for a protein of 878 amino acids. The record is from RefSeq and is a predicted model, not a curated record. NCBI's taxonomy places the organism in Eukaryota, Metazoa, Chordata, Actinopteri, Pleuronectiformes, Cynoglossidae.